GCCGAGGACAGUGGCCCGAACUCUGUGGUAUUAACCGUGUGCCUCCUGGGCUGCAGGAGAAAAGCAGAGCUCAGAGAGGUCAAAUGACUUGCCCAGAGGACACACAUCUCAGCUUCCUAUACUGCCCGCCCCCUUGUUUGCUGCACUGAACUUCCUGUCCUACCAGAGGAAGUGGGCAGCAUAGCAGGUGCAGUGACAGCUAGCGGAGCCAUGGACAAGGAGUAUGUGGGUUUCGCUGCCCUCCCCAACCAGCUCCACCGCAAGUCUGUCAAGAAGGGGUUUGACUUCACACUCAUGGUGGCAGGGGAGUCAGGCUUAGGGAAAUCCACCCUCAUCAACAGCCUGUUCCUCACCAACCUCUAUGAGGAUCGGCAGGUGCCAGAGGCCAGUGCUCGCUUGACACAAACGCUGACCAUUGAGCGCCGGGGCGUGGAGAUUGAGGAGGGGGGUAUCAAGGUGAAGCUCACCCUGGUGGACACGCCUGGUUUUGGGGACUCAGUGGACUGCUCAGAUUGCUGGCUGCCUGUGGUUCACUUCAUCGAGGAGCAAUUUGAGCAGUACCUUAGGGAUGAGAGUGGCCUGAACCGGAAGAACAUCCAGGAUUCCCGAGUCCACUGCUGCCUCUACUUCAUUUCACCUUUCGGCCGGGGGCUCCGGCCCCUAGAUGUGGCCUUCCUCCGGGCAGUACAUGAGAAAGUCAACAUCAUCCCAGUCAUCGGCAAAGCAGAUGCCCUGAUGCCUAAGGAAACCCAAGCCCUCAAGCAGAAGAUCCGGGACCAGUUGAAAGAAGAGGAGAUUAACAUCUAUCAGUUCCCCGAAUGUGACUCUGAUGAAGAUGAAGACUUCAAGAGGCAGGAUGCAGAGAUGAAGGAAAGCAUCCCUUUCGCAGUUGUCGGUUCCUGUGAGGUAGUGAGGAAUGGUGGGACCCGACCAGUGAGGGGACGCUGCUACUCCUGGGGUACUGUGGAAGUGGAGAACCCACAUCACUGCGAUUUCCUGAACCUGCGACGGAUGCUGGUGCAGACACACCUGCAGGACUUGAAAGAAGUGACGCAUGAUCUGCUGUACGAGGGCUACCGGGCUCGCUGCCUACAGAGCCUGGCUAGGCCUGGGGCUCGCGAUCGAGCCAGCCGCAGUAAGCUUUCCCGCCAGAGCGCUACAGAGAUCCCGCUGCCCAUGCUGCCCCUGGCCGAGACGGAGAAGCUGAUCCGCGAGAAAGACGAAGAGCUGCGCCGAAUGCAGGAGAUGCUGGAGAAGAUGCAGGCCCAGAUGCAGCAGAGUCAGGCUCAGGGCGAGCAGUCGGACGCUCUCUGAGGCCCCUGCCGGGUCCCGCCUCACCUCGGCUCCGCCCUCAGUUCGUCUCCUGUCCAAUCCCCGCGCCUCAGACCGCCCAACGCCUAAGCCUGGAGCGCCAGCUGCAGGGCCCACCUUUGCUUUGGCUUUACGUGUAUUCUCCGCCCAGGAUGUUCUCCUAGUGGCGGGAGUUGUAGCAGGUCCCUGGCCCCGCCCCCAGCCCGUCUUCCGCCCACUUCACGCGUGGGAGCCUCUGACCUCUCCUAUUAGUCCUCGGGCGUCGCUUCCUUAAGCCCAAAUUUUCAAUAAAAACUGAGUUUCCUUGAA
Otolemur garnettii (small-eared galago) is the source of this 1620-nucleotide messenger RNA. It is a transcript of the gene SEPTIN1, whose product is annotated as septin 1. Bases 211 to 1314 code for a protein of 367 amino acids. The record is from RefSeq and is a predicted model, not a curated record. Lineage: Eukaryota; Metazoa; Chordata; Mammalia; Primates; Galagidae. Gene Ontology annotation, biological process: cytoskeleton-dependent cytokinesis; regulation of exocytosis. Gene Ontology annotation, cellular component: synaptic vesicle; cell division site; septin ring. Gene Ontology annotation, molecular function: molecular adaptor activity; GTPase activity; GTP binding. The transcript is spliced from 13 exons.